GGGUAUAUAACGUGGAGUAUAGGAUCCGUCUAUUUUGUCAUCCGGUUCGAGCCCUGCCGUCUACACGCCGUUGUUUCUUCUCCCAUUCGCUUCGAAAAAAGAAAACAUUCCACCAAGAUGCCCAACUGCCCGAAAUGCCAAAAACCUGUUUAUUUUGCCGAGAGGAAGACGUCUUUGGGCAAAGACUGGCAUGGGCUCUGUCUGAAAUGUGAAAAAUGCAACAAAACUUUGGUUCCUGGUCAGCACGCUGAACACGAAGGCAAGCCUUACUGCAACAACCCGUGCUACUCGGCCCUAUUCGGUCCUGGAGGAUUCGGACGCGGUGGCGCUGAGAGUUACGUCUACAAGAAGUGAAGGGUCUCAAGCCAUCAAAAUCUUCAAAAACUAUGGGCCGCUUGACGACAUCUGUCGAGCAGCACGGUACAGCCCUUCCCUCCGAAAAUAACCGACGACUCGAACAAAAAAAAAUCCAACUUUUAUUAUUAUUAUUAUUCAUAGCCAAAGCUUCUUUUUUUUCUUCAUCUACAGACGGUGGAAGAAAAAACAAAAACACAAAAAAAUGCCUUCACUUCUUUUUACGUAGCGGCCGGCGUGGUGUGAGCGCGAGAGAGCCGAAAAAACUGAUUAGAUUCCAAUCAUUCCUAUUUAUACAAUAUUAUGUUUGAUUUUUGACAUUCCUUAAACGGCAUUCUCCCAGUU
Messenger RNA from Daphnia pulicaria, 699 nucleotides. RefSeq names its product cysteine-rich protein 1-like. NCBI's taxonomy places the organism in Eukaryota, Metazoa, Arthropoda, Branchiopoda, Diplostraca, Daphniidae. The transcript has 4 exons. Gene Ontology annotation, biological process: regulation of gene expression; intrinsic apoptotic signaling pathway in response to DNA damage. The record is from RefSeq and is a predicted model, not a curated record. Gene Ontology annotation, molecular function: zinc ion binding. Bases 118 to 354 code for a protein of 78 amino acids.